Messenger RNA from Rotaria sordida, 1734 nucleotides. Lineage: Eukaryota; Metazoa; Rotifera; Eurotatoria; Philodinida; Philodinidae. The record is from the annotation of a GenBank genome assembly.
AUGGAUGAAAAUAUAGUUCUUCCUAAUUUUGACAUACAUAUGUCGGAUCUAUUCAGUUCGGAUGAAGAUAAUAAUGAGAAAAAUGAUCAGAAUAGAAACUAUGGUGAUCAUUUAAUGGAAACUACUCAAUAUUCCACACCAACAGCACAGGAACAACAUACUGAAGAAACAACAAGUCGUUUGGUAGCUACUACCAUGGAACUAUCACGACUCAAAAAAUCAUUGACACCAAGAGAGUCAUCGGCAAGACGACACCGACAAACAGCAUCAACAGCAACAACACACAUCGAAAUUAUUGAUAUAGUAACACCAAUCAAAACACCGAUUGGUCUUUAUCAACCGAAUUAUAUACCGCGUACACUUCAUUUUUAUAAUCGACAUCGUCUCUCAAUUUUACCAACAUUUCCAAAUAGAGAUAAUAAUGAUGCAGAUAAUCCAUUGAAUUUAUUAUUAGCCAAUGUGUCUCCAAUUCAAUUAUCACGUACAGAAUUAGGACGUCGUCAGCCAGGUGAAUAUAAAUGCAUAUUUACUAUGACAGAUCCAAGUUCGUCAACAUCAUCAUUGAUGUACAACCAUUAUAAGAAUUACUUUUUAACAAUCUUCGAUCGUUUUCAUGUCGAUAUGUCUAUAUUAGAUCAUAAUUAUGCUCGUUUACAAUAUUUUCUUGAAUUAUUUCGUAAACGUCGUGCUCAAAUACUUCUUGCUAAUAAACGUUUGGAAGGUACUUUUUAUUUACAUGAUCAUGAAUUACCACAAUUAUUAGAAUUUUAUUUACAAAUGGAUGUCGAUCUUUUCUAUAUGAAAACUUGUUCAUUUCGCAAUGUACAACCAAGAUCAAAUACAGAAGGUAUAUUUUGUGAAAAAAUACCUGAAUGUCAUUAUAAAAUGACAGCUUGUGGACAAUGUAAUUUAUGUCAAACACCAAUUGAUUUGACUUAUCAUCAAACAACACCAGUGUUAUUUAAUCGUGCUGAAGCACAUCGUUUUGUCAAUGGUUAUGAAUCGAUAUUAAAUUGUCCAGUAACAUGUAAUACAAGAAAUAUUAUUUAUGUAUUAACUUGUUUAUGUGGUCAAUACGAUUAUAUUAGUGAGACACUCUACACAUUACCAAAACGUUUAGAAAAUCAUUAUCAGAUAGCCAAUUUUGUUAUUUGUAAAUUAUUACUUGGCGAUAAGAAUACGAAACGUCUUCCAAUCUAUAAAGAUUAUGGCUUUACAUCGAAUAAAGAAAAUAUGCUCUUAUAUCAACAUCCAAAACAAUGUUCAGCUACGAUACAAGCUUUUCUAGAUGCCAAUCCACAUUUUUGGCCAUUCAUUCCAAUGAAAAACGAUGAAGCUGAUGCUGAUAAUGUUCACUAUGAAAGAAUGCGUUUAACAACCACAACAAUAUCACAUCGUUAUCAGGAUGAAAAUAUACAAAAACAUCUUAAUGAUUUGCCAAAACCACCUGAAGGCUAUCGAUUUUCAAAACGUCAAGUUGAAAAGCAAAUUCAUUUCUUUCGAAAGAACUUUCAUGGUACACAACUCUAUGAAAAAGUACCUCUUUAUAGUGCAACAAUUAUUGCAGUUUUACCACCCAAUACAUCAACUCUAUUUCGUCAAAUUAUUCACUCGUUAUUUGUGACACAUACUGAAGCUAAAUUGAAUACAUUAGGUCAUAUUUUUGAUUUGAAUAUGACUACGAAUGUUAGACAAGAUGUUUGGUGUGCAAAUUUAAUACGUCGAUCAGUUUAA